AUGGCCGCCUCCGAUCAACAACAGCAGGCCCGCAGCAACCGGCAAGGCUUUGUGGACGAGUCCCGGUGGGUGGAGCUGAUCCGGCAGUCCCUCCGGGAGGUUCCCGGGGAGGAGGAGGACGACGGCAUCCACGUGUCCGUGUUCGACGUGCCGAAGCAGCUGCAGGUGCACAGGCCCGAUGCCUACAGGCCGCAGUUCAUAGCCCUGGGCCCCUACCACCACUGGCACCCUCACCUGUACGACAUGGAGCGCUACAAGAUCGACGCCGCCCGCCGCGCGCUCCGCGCGGCCGGCAGCAGCCUGGAGGACAUCGUCUCCAAGCUCGCGUGCCACGAGCGCAGGGUCCGCGCACACUACCACCGCCACCUCGACUUCCAAGACGGGACGCUAUCCCUCAUGAUGCUCGUGGACGGCGCAUUCCUGCUCGAGUUCCUCGCCAUCCACCACCACCACGCCGCCGCCAAGGCCAAGCCAGAGAGGGUCUCCGUCUCUAGCUGGACGUCGAGGAUGGCGCACCUCAUCGACCUGGGCGGGAGCGGGCGGAAGUCCGCUCACGGCCUCAUCCUCCGCGACAUGCUCAUGCUCGAGAACCAGAUUCCGCUCUUCCUCCUCCGUCAGAUCCUCCAGGCGACAUGUCACUCCCAGUCUCAGUCCGUCGACGAGUCCACCACGCGGCUCACGUGCAUGGUGACGGGCCUCAUGAAGGAGCUCUGCCCGUUUAAGAUGGAGGGCAACUUCCCGGACAAGGAAAUUGAGAGGGACAUCGGCAAGCAUGCGCACCUGCUCGAGCUGCUUUACUACCUGCUCGUGCCCAAGCCCUGUGAAAAUUCUGCACCGGCGUGGUCUGGCCACGUCGACGAGGAUAUCGAGGAGCAGAGAACGGACGGCGGCGAAGAAGGCCAAGGACCUUCCUCCGGCAGCGGCAGCGAGCACGUGAUGCAAGUGCUCGCCACCAUGCGGAGAGUCGCGUCGAGGCUCAAGGGCGGCCGCCUCAGCCACGUGAUGAAGCCGAUCGAGUUUGCUGCCAAGGCGCCGUGGAAGAUGCUCACUGGCAUACCUGGCAUCUCGGCCUUGUCCAUGCCCGCGGACACCGGCGAGCAGGCGUCCACCAUGAGCCAGGACGAGGAGAUCGAGAUCCCAUCGGUCACCGAACUGGCCAGCAGCGGCGUCCGGUUUGCGCCGACCAACGGCAACCUGUCCACCAUCGCCUUCAACCGCAAGACGGCGACGCUCCACCUCCCCGCGGUGACCCUCGACUGCAACACCGAGGUGGUGCUCCGGAACCUGGUCGCCUACGAGUCGUCCGCCGCAUCGGGCCCGCUGGUGUUCACCCGGUACACGGAGCUGAUGAACGGCAUCAUCGACACCGACGACGACGUCACUCUGCUCCGCAAGCGCGGCGUGGUGAUCAACCGCAUGAAGAAGAGCGACGGCGAGGCCGCCAAGCUGUGGAACGGCAUGAGCCGCUCGGUGCAGCACUCCAAGGUGCAGGACCUGGACGCGGUCAUCGACGACGUGAACCGCUACUACGGCCGCCGGUGGAGCGUCAAGGCGAAGCGGUUCAUGCGUAAGUACGUGCUCAGCUCAUGGAAGAUGCUCACCUUCCUCGCCACCAUCAGCAUGCUGCUGCUCACCACCAUGCAGGCCUUCUGCUCCGUCUACACGUGCUCUCGGUGGUUCGGUGACGUUGUUGUCGCGGUCACGCCGACAUCAAGAGAGUAGAUCGGUAUACGCCUGCGUUCCUCAGCCACCCGGUGUAUGCGACGACAUAGCGUGAUCAUGCUUAUGGCUUGUUUAUUUGCACCUAAGGUUUUCAGUUCCUUGCCGGCGAGACCUAAUGCUUCAAUCUCGGUUGUAGGAGUAGGAAUAAAGUUUAAGGUUUGGUGUCCGGUCGUCGAUGGCGAGACGAUGAUGUUGCCUUAUGCCGGCGUCGAAUAAGUCAUCCUCGCCUUGUCCUAGUUUCGGAUGUGUGUCGUCUAGAGGCAUGUAGAGGAUGGUGUGUCUCCCGAUCUAGUUCUUCGGUUCUGGUUUUCACUUGUG
This is a messenger RNA of Triticum urartu, 2040 nucleotides long. The record is from RefSeq and is a predicted model, not a curated record. Lineage: Eukaryota; Viridiplantae; Streptophyta; Magnoliopsida; Poales; Poaceae.